AUGACGCUUUCCCUAGGCGCUGGCAGCCUGCCAGUGUCGUUUGUGGUCGCCACUAUUUGCGCGAUUCUUGUUGUUCUCCCUCUGGUUCUACUCAUUUCUGUCCAUUAUCUCCUUUCUACCUCACAGCUAUCUACUGUUCCAAAGACCCGCCGCAAACGAGAACCAGCCCAUCUACUCGUUGUGCUUGGUAGCGGAGGGCAUACGGCAGAAAUGCUGUCGAUGCUGCGACGAAUGCCCCUAGAUCCGACGACGUAUACUUUUCGGACGUACAUUGUGACAUCUGGAGAUGGCUUCAGCGCUUCCAAGGCCGCCGAAUUUGAGUCAGCUCUUGAAGCCCAGUACAUAUUAGAAGCAAGAGACAAUGACAAUAACAACAAUGGCUCUGUCCGUGUUACAAGAGGGGAAUCUUUUGAUAUUGUCACGGUACCCCGUGCUCGUCGUGUCCAUCAAUCAUUCCUGACGGCACCGCUGUCGACACUGCAAUGCUUCUGGGCUUGUAUUCAAGUCCUCUGUGGAACACAUCCUGAUCAGCGGCCAAAUCUGCAUGGUACUAAAUCCCAAUACCCUGAUCUAAUUCUCACCAAUGGCCCCGCGACAGCGGUGUGCGUGAUACUAGGAGCAAAGCUUCUUAGGUUUUUCAAUGCAUUACGAACGUGGAUAUCGCCUUUUACAGACAAUUCGAAUGCCAUUUAUCCUCUCCGCACCAUCUUCGUGGAAUCGUGGGCCCGAGUAACCACCUUCAGCCUGUCUGGGAAGAUAUUAUUGCCGUUUGUAGAUCGCUUUCUGGUGCAAUGGCCAAAACUCGAGGGCAAGCGUGCAUGGAAAGGCAUGAAAGAGACCCAAUUUGUUGGUCGGAAUGUGCUCGUAGUUGCAGGCUCUCGUAAUACUGAAGUUCCGUUUGCAUACUACAGUGGUCUUGGAGCUGUCGUUGCAGAGAAAUUUGCAGCAGAAGGCGCCAAUGUUGCUAUCAGCUAUGCAUCGAAUGCAGACCGCGCAAAACAGACUGCAGCCAACCUUGAAUCGAAAUACAAUGUCAAGACAGCUAUCUUCCAAGGAGACGCAGGAAAGAAAGAAGACUCUAUUGCAGUUGUGAGAUCAACCAUCGAAGCAUUGGGCGGUCUAGAUGUUGUGGUUUCAAACGCGGGAUAUACCAAAGUAUCCAAGUUCGAUGACCUCUAUGCACUCGAUGAUGAGGACUGGGAUAAGUGCUGGUCAGUGAACGUCAAGAGCCACAUGUAUACAUUCCGCGAAGCCCUGCCUACGUUCAAUAAAAAUCCCGAAGGUGGUGUCUUCAUCAUCACCUCUUCCGUGGCAGGCUUGGGUGCAACCGGAAGCAGCAUGGCAUAUUCUGUAGCCAAAUCGGCGAGCAUACACUUGGCCAAAUGCCUGGCUAAAAGCCAAGGUCCAAAGGCUCGCGUCCAUGCUGUCUGCCCUGGACUCCUUCUCACCGAAUGGGCAGAAAUAUUUCCCCAGGAAGCCAUCGAUAAACAUAUUGCCCUCACGUCUCUUAAAAGAACGGCCGAAGUGGAUGACACUGCAGAUCUAUUCGUUGCUCUUGCGAAAAACGCAUCGAUGACCGGCCAGGUAAUGGCUGUUGACUCUGGUUUCACUCUACACUAG
Messenger RNA from Talaromyces rugulosus, 1620 nucleotides. RefSeq lists its product as uncharacterized. Bases 1 to 1620 code for a protein of 539 amino acids. The record is from RefSeq and is a predicted model, not a curated record. Gene Ontology annotation, molecular function: oxidoreductase activity. The transcript is spliced from 12 exons. Gene Ontology annotation, cellular component: UDP-N-acetylglucosamine transferase complex. Gene Ontology annotation, biological process: dolichol-linked oligosaccharide biosynthetic process. Lineage: Eukaryota; Fungi; Ascomycota; Eurotiomycetes; Eurotiales; Trichocomaceae.